Molecule: messenger RNA, 399 nt
Organism: Lachancea fermentati
Lineage: Eukaryota; Fungi; Ascomycota; Saccharomycetes; Saccharomycetales; Saccharomycetaceae
Source: the annotation of a GenBank genome assembly
AUGUCCGGAGGUAAAGGUGGUAAGGCUGGCUCAGCCGCUAAAGCUUCUCAAUCUAGAUCUGCCAAAGCUGGGUUGACUUUCCCAGUUGGUAGAGUCCACAGAUUAUUGAGAAAAGGUAACUACGCUCAAAGAAUUGGUUCUGGUGCUCCAGUCUAUUUGACUGCAGUUUUAGAAUAUCUAGCAGCUGAAAUUCUAGAAUUGGCUGGUAACGCCGCUAGAGAUAACAAGAAGACGAGAAUCAUUCCUCGUCAUUUGCAAUUAGCCAUCAGAAAUGAUGAUGAAUUGAACAAGCUGCUUGGCAAUGUUACUAUUGCUCAAGGUGGUGUUUUGCCUAACAUUCACCAAAACUUACUACCAAAGAAGUCCGGAAAGCCAACAAAGGCUUCUCAGGAAUUGUAA